This is a messenger RNA of Rotaria sordida, 1599 nucleotides long. NCBI's taxonomy places the organism in Eukaryota, Metazoa, Rotifera, Eurotatoria, Philodinida, Philodinidae. The record is from the annotation of a GenBank genome assembly.
AUGGAUAAAAAUAUUUCAUCAGACGGCGAUAGAAAUGACAAUGACGAAUGUACUUCUGAGUGUGAUAUUAAAGAAGAAAUUAGAUUAGAAACAAAUAAUUCUCCAUUAAAAGGAAUUCGAUCAGGUGCAGUUAUUCGACCAGAACCACUUUUUCAUCGAAAAACUCGAUUAAUAAUUGAUACACAUUACAAUAAUGAACAUAAUUUAUUACGAAAUGGUCUUGAAGAAACCGAAUAUGAAAAUUUAAAAUUAAUUUCCUUAGAUAAACUAUUUGAUAAUAAAAAUGAAACAUUUAUUGGAUUUGGUUUACCAAAUGUUUAUUUAACAAUUCCAAAUGAACCUAAGGAUGGUUAUGAUAAAUUUGCCGCUUUUAUGUUUUGGCGUCAACUUAGUGCAAUUAUUCCAACGAAAGGUCGAGUUCAAUCCGGUUUUCUUAUUCGACUUCGAGAUUUACCUGAAAAUAUUACAGAAAUAAUUCGUCAAUCAAUGAAAAAACAUUCAAAUCAACGGCAUGUAUCGUGUGCAUAUGCAAGUGCAUGUGUUUUAAAUUCAGCAGGAUUUACAAGUAGUGGAGCUGAUUUACGAAAUCAUUUUGGUGCUCGAGCUUUAUUUCAACAAAUAUAUGAAUAUGGUUUAGAAUUCAAAGGAAAACCAUUAACUUUAGAUUUUAUUCGAACAACUCAAUCAACACUUGAAGAACAUUUUCAUCAAGUUAGAAAAAAAGAAUUAACAAGUAUAGGAAGAACUUUUAAAAAAAUUUAUAAUGAAUGUUCAACAUCGAAAGAUAAAACUCGAGCACCAUUAAUUGUAGCAAAUGAUAUUCCAAUGAAUCCUAUUGUUAUAUCAAAUGUACCUUCAUUAACACGUUUACAAAUAUCUCGUCCGGGAAGAAUUGGAGCUAUUGUAAGAAAAAUUUGGGGAUCUCACACUUUAUUUCGAGUGAUUCCAAAUACAGAAAAAAUUGAUAUUAGUGAUUAUCUUCCACAAACUUUACAAGCUUUUCCAUCGAAAAAUCCUGAUUUAUUUACAAGAAUAAAAAAAUCUUUUCUUUUUUCUCGACCUGUUGUUAUAACAAUACGAAAAAAUAUGGCAUCACUUUGGGAUGAUCAUGGAGAAUUUUCCUCUGGAUCAUUGGCAUCAAUGAUGAGUAUUCAUACAGCAAAAGAUCCACAUCCAUAUAAUAUUGUCAUAACAGGGAAUCAUUUAAUAGGUAUGCAUCAUAAUCCCAUUUUAAAUUCGAAAUUAGUUGAUUGGUUAUUGUCAAAACAUGUACUUAUAUCUGGUUAUGAUGAUGAUGUACGUUUUGCUGGAGAAGCUUGGAUGGUACAUGAACAAGAUGGGGUAGCUUUACAUUUAUCUAAUAAUUCAGGAACUUAUCGUCCAAAUGAAGAACAACUUAUUAAAGCUGCGCAAUUUGUAUCGGAUGCUUUUCCAGGAUUAAAAAUUGAAACUCAUCAAAGUUCUGAUCAAAUUCAAUUACCUUCUCAGAUGAUUGAUGAACAAGAAAAGAAUUCAUUUUUCACGCUGAAAAAUAUCUUUAUCAUAUUCUUAGCAUUUAUCGUUUGGUUAUGUGUUUUUAAGUUCUUUCAUCAUGAUUAA